AUGCUCGCCGUCUCGCCCCCUCCCCGCCUUCCUCUCCUCACCUUCACCCCCCUCCGCGCUUUCCCUCCCCUCCCACCUCGACGCCGCGGCCUCUCCCGCCGCCGCAUCCGCCACAGUAGCACCCCUCUCGUCCUGCUCCGCGCGCGCGCAGGGCGUCACGCUGGUAUCGUGAUCGACGUCGACGAGAUGGCUGAGAACGGGGACCGCGACCUCCCCGUGGACGUAUCGUUCACGAGGAGGCUUCCCCCCGCGCUCACUGUCGGUGACGGCCUCGACGCACUGCUGCGGGCCGCCAAUGAGGUCAAGGUCACCCCGCCUGCUGGCGCCAGGAGCGGCGUGAUCAGGUUCGAGGUACUUGUUCCACCCAGUACAAAGGCACUUAAGUGGUGCUCUCAGUUUAGAGGAUCAUCAUUGUUUCCUCAGUUUUAUUUAUCAAGGAAGCUGACGUCUGCUCCAUCAUUUCAACUUGAAAUCUGUGGCAUUGGUUCCGCAAUAUGUUUUCAUGGUUCCUACCUAGUAAAGAAUGAAUUUGAUUUGGUAUCGAGAUAUAUUUCUUCUGAUUCACACUUGAUAAAGGCCUACGGAUUUGUAGACAUGAAUUAUGUCAAGGAAUCGCCAUUAGUAGAGGAGAAACUUGGCUCAUAUUACUUCUUCAUCCCUCAAGUUGAGUUGAGUGAGUUUGAUAGUUGUUCCAUAUUAUCAUCUACCCUGGUUUGGGACGAUUCUAUUUCUCACAAGUUCGAGGAUGCGGUUUCUUUAUUUGAAUCUUGUUUUGAUCAGAUACAAAAUAGCUAUGAUUCUUCAGCUAGCAUUUCUCACAAAGGCUUGGUACCAAGUUACAUUUCUGGAGAUGCACAUUUGUCAGAGACUGGAAAUGCUCAGUUGGUGUAUUUGGAUGCAGAAGUUCUAGCCUCAAUAGAUGCCAAAGCUAGUGUGCAAAAGGAGAACUUUCUGACUUCUGAUCAGUCAUUUGUUAGAUUUUCACCACAGCUAUUCCUUUAUUCGAACAUGGAGUUAUAUUUGCAACGCAACACGAUUGAAUUUUUCAUCAAGAGUUGCUCUAACAUAAAUUUGGCAUGGGCAUCCCUUAUAGUUGAAGAAUGUGUUAGGCUCGGUUUCACGUACUUUUGUAUAGCUCCAGGGUCGAGAUCAUCCCCGCUUGCACUUUCUGCUACAGGCCAUCCUUUGACAAAAUGCAUAUCAUGUUAUGAUGAACGUUCACUUGGAUUUCAUGCUCUUGGCUAUGGGAGAGGUUCUCGAAAGCCAGCAGUAGUAAUCACAUCAUCAGGAACCGCUGUAUCAAAUCUUCUUCCUUCAGUGGUUGAGGCAAGUCAAGAUUUCGUACCAAUUAUAUUACUCACAGCUGACCGUCCUCCUGAGUUGCAUGAUGCUGGAGCUAACCAAGCCAUCAAUCAGGUCAAUCAUUUCGGUACCUUUGUAAGAUAUUUUUUUAAUCUCCCCCCACCUGGAGACCAAAUCCAUGCAAGAAUGGUUCUCACUACACUUGAUUCAGCAGCCUACUAUGCAAUGCAAGCACCACAAGGCCCAGUGCAUAUAAACUGUGCUUUUAGAGAACCACUAGAUUACACUAAUCAACAUUGGAAUGUUGACUGUUUGCGAGGUUUGGAUAAGUGGUUUAAAAAUAGCGAACCAUAUACUAGAUACCUAAGAAUGAAAGCAGUUUCUGCAUUUGGUAAUUACUCUUGCUCAGUAAUGGAGGUCCUGGAGAUCAUAGAGAAGGCAGAACAAGGGCUUCUUUUAGUGGGUGCUAUUCAUACGGAUGAAGAUAUGUGGGCUGUAGCUUUACUAGCUAGGCACCUAUCCUGGCCAGUUGCUACAGAUAUUCUGUCUGGACUGCGAUUGCGGAAAGUUGUAAAUUCAUUGCCAGGGCUUGAUAAGAGCAUUUUGUUUAUAGACCACAUUGAUCAAAUUCUAUUGUCUGAUUCUGCUAAAAACUGGAUAAGCCCGGAUGUCAUUGUUCAGAUUGGCAGCCGUAUUACUAGCAAACGAGUGGGAAUGUUUCUAGAGACUUCCUUCCCAUCUUCCUACAUCUUGAUCGAUAGACAUCCGUGUCGUCAUGAUCCUUCACAUGUUGUCACUCACAGAAUACAAGCUAAUGUAGCAGAAUUUGCUGCUAGUUUGUGCCGGUGUACUUUUCAAAGAAAGAGAAGCAGAUGGACAGAAAUUUUGACCAUUCUUAAUUCAGUGGUUUCUCAGGAGAUAAUGUUUCAGAUACAUGCAAAGUGCUCACUUACAGAACCAUAUGUUGCUCAUGUAAUUGGGAAGUCACUUUAUGGUGAUGCUGUCAUGUUUGUUGGGAACAGCAUGGUCAUCCGAGACUUAGACAUGUUUGGUAACGGUUGGAUGGAUUACACUACAAAUGGAAAUAAUGUGAUGACACAUCAUUUUCCAGACUUUGUUGGCACAGCAGUGGCUGGGAACAGAGGAGCAAGUGGCAUUGAUGGUUUAAUCAGCACAGCAAUCGGAUUUGCUAUUGGAUCAAACAAGCAUGUAUUCUGUGUGGUUGGUGACAUAUCUUUUCUUCAUGAUACAAAUGGAUUGGCACUUCUCAACCAAAGGGCAUGGAGGAAACCUAUGACAAUAAUUGUUGUCAACAACCAUGGUGGUGCAAUCUUCAGCUUUCUACCAGUUGCAAAAACUGCUUCACCACAGAUUUUGGAGAAAUUCUUCUACGCCUCUCAUGACAUAUCAAUUUCCAAACUAUGUGCUGCACACAGGGUAAAACAUUUUCUAGUUCAAACAAAAGCGGAGCUUCAUGAUGCAUUGGUGAAAUCCAAUAUGGAACAGGUUGAUUGUGUGGUAGAAGUAGACAAUAGUAUUGAUAGCAAUGCCAACUUUCAUAGGAUCAUGAGCAUGUUCUCUAACUAUUCUACAAGUCAGUAUCUGGCCUAUCUUCUAGAAGCUCCAUGUCUUAAGAGUGAGGUAGAUGCCAUACCUGUUGACAGAAUUGAUUCAGUGGAAUGCAUGUUGUACAGAAUCCAGCUUUCUGCACCACGUACUUCAGGGCUAUCUGAUGGUAGAUUCAUUCAUGAAGGAUUUGUUCUGAAGCUUCGUGUGGAUGAUAACAUUGUAGGAUUUGGUGAGGUUGCACCAAUCGAAAUUCAUGAGGAGGAUCUGUUGGAUGUCGAAGAGCAACUUAGGUUUCUUCUCCACAGGGUGAAAGAUUCUGUGCUAGAUGUUAUUCCCUUACUGAGAGGGUCCUUUUCCAAUUGGAUAUGGACAAGCCUCGGGAUUCCUCCUUCUUCGAUAUUCCCAAGUGUUAAAUGCGGUUUGGAGAUGGCUAUUCUUAAUUUACUUGCAUCACAACAGAAAUGUAGUUUGUUCAAAGUUCUCGCUGGUUGUGACCCCUUGGGCCGAGACGAGAAUGUUAUUGAAUAUAGUCAGAACAGUUCUGGAAGCAUACAAAUUUGUGCACUCGUAGAUUGCAAUGGCUCUCCAAUGGAAGUAGCACUUGCUGUUGCCAAACUGGCUGCUGAAGGUUUUACCACAUUUAAACUGAAGGUUGGCCGCCAUGAAAGCCCCAUUGAGGAUGCGACUGCUCUUCACAAAAUAAGAAAAGUUGUUGGGUACCAAAUCAAUAUCCGUGUUGAUGCAAAUCAGAAAUGGACAUAUGAACAGGCAGUUGAAUUUGGAUCUAGGGUAAAAAGUCUUCGUUUGGAAUACAUUGAGGAACCAGUGAGCUCUGUAAAUGAUCUCAUCAAGUUCUGUGAAAACAGUGUCUUGCCUGUUGCACUCGAUGAGACUAUUGACAACCUUAAGGGGGAUAUAAUUCCUAAGCUUCAUCAAUUUGUUCAUCCAGGAAUAGUUGCUCUUGUUAUAAAACCUAGUGUUGUUGGAGGUUUUGAGAAUGCAGCUCAUAUUGCAAAAUGGGCACAGCUACAUGAUAAGAUGGCUGUCAUCAGUAGCACGUAUGAGAGUUCUAUAGGUUUGGCAUCCUAUAUACAGUUAGCACAUUAUGUUGACCAACAGAGCUCUAUAGUCUCCAGAAUAAGAAACAAAGAUAAAUGUAGAGCUGCCGCACAUGGACUUGGAACGUAUCAGUGGUUAAGGGAAGAUGUAUCAGAACAAAAGUUAAAGAUCCAUGCAUCCCCACUUGGUGACGGAAUCCGAGCCUCAGUAGAAGAUGCCCAUGGUUAUCUUCACCAUUUAAACAUAAACAAUGACAAGAUAGAAAGGACGUAUGGUGAAGAAAAACUUAGGUCAUAUUCUAUCCAAGUUGAUGCGGACGAUUGUUCUUAUCUAGUCAAACUUCGAGAGGCUGGUGAUCAUACAAAUGAAAAGGUUGUUCUUUUACUUCAUGGAUUUCUUGGUACGAGUGAAGACUGGGUUCCCAUGAUGAAAGCUCUUGCCCCCAGUGCACGAGUAAUUGCAAUUGAUCUUCCUGGUCAUGGCGAGUCACAGAUAAUGCAACGUCACAAAAAUUCAGAACAAUUCAUUGUAACAGUUCAACUAGUUGCAGAUUUAUUGUUGAAGUUGAUGUGCCACAUAACUGAUGGUGAGGUGGUGGUGGUUGGCUAUUCAAUGGGUGCAAGGAUUGCACUUCACAUGGCACUAAAUCAAGAUCACAAGAUUCGUGGAGCUGUUACAAUAUCGGGAAGUCCUGGAUUGAGAGAUGAAGCAAGCAGAAGACGUCGUAUCGCUAUUGAUAAAUCAAGAGCCCAGUUCCUGAUGUCUUGUGGACUUGAAUGUUUCCUUCAGACAUGGUACUCUGGAAAACUGUGGAACAGUCUACGAGAGCAUCCUGAGUUCGACUCUCUAGUGAGGACACGCAGUAAACACAAAAACAUCAAAGCUCUAGCUAAGGUUCUUGCAGACUCAAGUGUGGGGAGACAAAAGUCCCUGUGGGAAGACCUGAAGCACUUGAAGAGGCCUUUACUCAUCGUUGCUGGUGAAAAGGACGCAAAGUUUAAAGACAUCUCUCAGAAAAUGCGCAUGGAGAUAAUGAACCACUCAGAAUGUGGAUCUGAUGGUCCUAAAGGGAAGGAACUUUGUGAAAUGAUCAUUAUCCCAGAUAGCGGCCAUGCUGUGCAUGUUGAGAACCCUCUUCCUUUGGUGAGAGCCGUGAAGAAAGGUUUCAAGUUCGUGGUGCCCAAAAAGAACUGA
This is a messenger RNA of Miscanthus lutarioriparius, 5124 nucleotides long. Lineage: Eukaryota; Viridiplantae; Streptophyta; Magnoliopsida; Poales; Poaceae. The record is from the annotation of a GenBank genome assembly.